Messenger RNA from Suncus etruscus (white-toothed pygmy shrew), 1009 nucleotides. It is a transcript of the gene PTGER2, whose product is annotated as prostaglandin E receptor 2. The transcript is spliced from 2 exons. Lineage: Eukaryota; Metazoa; Chordata; Mammalia; Eulipotyphla; Soricidae. Gene Ontology annotation, biological process: inflammatory response; cellular response to prostaglandin E stimulus; positive regulation of cytosolic calcium ion concentration. Gene Ontology annotation, cellular component: plasma membrane. The record is from RefSeq and is a predicted model, not a curated record. Gene Ontology annotation, molecular function: prostaglandin E receptor activity. Bases 43 to 1005 code for a protein of 320 amino acids.
CUUUCGCUUCCCGACGGGCAGAGCCCGACCAUCAGCGCGCUGAUGUUUUCGGCGGGGGUGCUGGGGAACCUGAUCGCUCUGGCGCUGCUGGCGCGCCGGUGGCGGGGCGAGUCGGGGCGCGGCUGGGGCUGCGGCAAGCCCAACUCCCUGUUCCAUGUGCUCGUGACCGAGCUGGUGUUCACCGACCUGCUGGGGACGUGCCUCAUCAGCCCCGUGGUGAUGGUGUCCUACGCGCGAAAGCAGACCCUCGUGGCCCUGGAGCCCGAGGGCCACCGGGUGUGCAACUACUUCGCCUUCGCCAUGACCUUCUUCAGCCUGGCCACGAUGCUCAUGCUCUUCGCCAUGGCCCUGGAGCGCUACCUGUCCAUCGGGCACCCCUACUUCUACCAGCGCCACGUGACAUGCCGCCUGGGCCUGGUGCUGCUGCCGUCCAUCUAUGCCGCGUCCCUGCUCUUCUGCUCCCUGCCGCUGAUGAGUCGCUGGAAGUACAAGCAGUACUGCCCCGGGACGUGGUGCUUCAUUUCGCCCCAACCGGCCGGCUACCUGGAGCUCUACGCCUCCCUGGUGCUCCUCAUCAUCGUCGCCGUGCUGCUUUGCAACUGCAGCGUCAUCCUCCACCUUGUCCGCAUGCACCGUCGGAACCAGAGAACCCGUUGCGGGCCGUCGGUGGGCAGCAGCGUCCGUGGCGGGUCCAGGUCCCGCAAAAGAGCGGAGAGGUUGUCCAUGGCGGAGGAGAUGGACCACCUCAUCCUCCUGGCUGUCAUGACCCUCACUUUCACAGUGUGCUCGCUGCCUGUGACAGUAUCUGCAUAUAUGGAUAAAUCUUUUUACUCUCAGAAAAACUGGGACCUUCUCGCGCUUAGAUUUUUAUCAAUUAAUUCAAUAAUUGACCCUUGGGUCUUUGCCAUCUUUAGACCGCCUGUGCUGAGACUAAUACGGUCAGUCCUAUGUUGCCGGGUUUCAUUAAGAGCACAAGAUGCAAUACAGACUUCCUCUUCUCCAUAGUCAA